GCACUCACUUUGCCUCUUAAUAUUAAUCCAUUGUUUCAGUUGAAAAAAAAAAAAUGCUCUCGAAUUACCAUUUUGCCACGGCAUUGAUUUUAUGGUUUGCUCUAUUGGGGCAGAACCCUGCCGUGGGGGCGCAGGUAGAGCAGCAGCCAUUGGUGCUCAAGUACCAUAACGGUGAACUCCUCAAGGGACGGAUCACCGUUAAUCUCUUAUGGUACGGCAAUUUCGCGUCAAUCCAACGCUCCAUAAUCGUUGACUUCAUUAACUCCCUCAGCUCCUCUCCGGGGGGCCCACUCCCCUCCGUGGCGUCCUGGUGGAAGACCACGGAGAAAUACAAGGGGGGAUCCUCUGCGCUCGUCGUAGGGAAGCAAAUCCUACAUCAAACCUAUUCCCUCAAGUACCUCAAGGGAACUCAUCUUCUCUCGCUAGCUUCCACUUUCAACGACCUCUCCGCAAUCAAUGUCAUUCUCACGGCCAAGGACGUUGCCGUUGACGGCUUUUGUAGUAGCCGGUGCGGGACCCACGGGUCUACACGGCCCGUCAACGCGACGGCCCGUACUGCUUACAUUUGGGUUGGAAACUCCGAGGCUCAGUGUCCUGGCCAAUGCGCUUGGCCCUUCCACCAGCCCAUUUACGGCCCACAGACGACGCCGUUAGUGUCGCCCAACGGUGACGUUGGGGUGGACGGGAUGAUUAUUAACUUGGCAACGCUUUUGGCUGGAACUGUGACGAAUCCAUUUAACAACGGGUAUUUCCAGGGUCCUGCAACGGCGCCGUUGGAGGCCGUUUCGGCCUGCACGGGGAUUUUCGGUAGCGGGGCAUACCCGGGUGAUCCGGGUCGGGUUCUGGUGGAUAGAACGACGGGGGCAAGCUAUAAUGCGCAGGGCGUGAAUGGGAGGAAGUACUUGUUGCCGGCAAUGUGGGACCCGCAAACCUCGACAUGCAAGACGCUGGUUUGAUAGAUACAGUGCAAUGGGUUGGGGGUCUCAGUCUCAGGUCAUUCAAUUCGAGUGUGUUCUUCUGCGAACCCUGCAAAGGAGCUUUUGGCGUUUAGCGUGACGUGUAAAUUCUGUUAUUAUAAACAAGAAUGUUUAAUAUAUGGGAAAAAAAGGUUAAAUAAAGGAAAAUAAAAAUUAUUUUUAUUUAUAUUAUGCAAUGUAAGCUUGUUUUUAUGAAUAUGAUAAAAUGUAGAAUUCUGUCCGGAAGUUUUUCGGACCUUUAUUUUGUGCUUUGAUUGAAGAAGCCAAACCCGUGAAACUAGAGAUAUAUUUAUACGUACAUUUGCAGUGUCACAAAAGAAUUAUUUAUCUUGUUAUUUUGUAAAUCAUAAUU
This is a messenger RNA of Abrus precatorius (Indian licorice), 1329 nucleotides long. RefSeq names its product protein EXORDIUM-like 2. The transcript has a single exon. The record is from RefSeq and is a predicted model, not a curated record. The coding region runs from base 54 to 956 and encodes 300 amino acids. NCBI's taxonomy places the organism in Eukaryota, Viridiplantae, Streptophyta, Magnoliopsida, Fabales, Fabaceae.